UGUGUUGUUCUGUGCCUGCCUUAGUUUAUUUAUUAAAUUUUGUUUUGCCACUGAGCAUUUCUCCUGCCUGCGGCUCCUGCUUUUGGGUCCUCCACCUUCCAGCCUCCGUAACAGAAUGGACCAACCCAUACAGGACCCAGCGGAGCAAUUUUGUUUGGGAGAACUGGCCGACUGCAACCGGUCGCUGGCGGCUAAAAUCGCCCAGAUCUCACAGCAGGUCGCGGAGAUCACCUCAUCUGUUAGGACGAUGGUUGCAUCCCGGGCUCCGGCUGCUCCUGCAAGUGCACUUCUCGGGGGUAUCGGCAAUUUGCAGGCUAGCCGCAACCCCGACACCAGCCUCAGCUUCCUGGCAGUCCCAGCUACCAGCCCCACCAGUCCCAGCAGCCUGACGAGUCCAGCCACCAGUCCCAGCAGCCUGGCGAGUCCAGCCACCAUUCUCAGCCGUCUGGCGAGUCCAGCCACCAGUCUCAGCUGCCCAGUAAGUCCAGUCACUAGCCUCAGCAGUCUAGCUAGCCCAGCUACCAACUCCAGCAGUCUAGCAAGCCCAGUUCCCUGUGUUCGGCUGGCUGACCCGGUGCCAGUCCCUGUCCCGGUUCCCUGUGUUCGACUGGCUGACCCGGUGCCAGUCCCUGUCCCGGUUCCCCGUGUUCGACUGGCUGAUCCGGUCCCAGUCCCUGUCCCAGUUCCCCGAGUUCGACUGGCUGACCCGGUCCCAGUCCCUGUCCCAGUUCCCAGAGUCCAACUGGCUGCUCCUGUCCCAAUUCCCCGAGCCGGACCGGCUGCCCCGGUACCAGUCCCUGUUCCCGUACCAGUUCCUCGUGCCCGACUGGCUGUCCCGGUCCCUGCCCCAGUUCCCAGAGUCCGACUGGUUGCCCCGGCCCCAGUCCCUGUCAAAGUUCCCCGAGUGGAUGUUGCCGCUGCCCGGCGGUCCCGAGUCCACGCUGCCGCUGCCCGGCGGUCCCGAGUCCACGCUGCCGCUGCCCGGCGGUCCCGAGUCCACGCUGCCGCUGCCCGGCGGUCCCGAGUCCACGCCGCCGCUGCUGCUGCCGCUGCUGCUGCCGCUGCCCGGCGGUCCCGAGCCCACGCUGCCGCUGCCCGGCGGUCCCGAGUCCACGCUGCAGGACUUCAUGGUUGGCCUGCAGUCUGGUGCCGCCCGCACUGCCGCCAUCCAGGGAGGUUCCGCCUUGGCCGCCAGCGCUCCGGCCGUCCGCCGGAGCACCGCCCCGUGCUUGGUUCCUGGCGCCCUGGCCGUCCGCCCGAGCACCGCCCCGUGCUUGGUUCUUCGCGCCCUGGCCGUCCGCCCGAGCACCGCCCCGUGCUUGGUUCUUCGCGCCCUGGCCGUCCGCCCGAGCACCGCCCCGUCCUUGGUUCUUCGCGCCCUGGCCAUCCGCCCGAGCAUCGCCCCGCCCGUGGUCAUCUGCCCUCUGGCCUUCCACCAGAGUCCAGCUCUGAGCCCUGUUUUGGCCUCCUCCUCCCCCCGUCUUAUGACGGCCAUCCAUCCCCGUGCCCCUGAUACUGUUUUUGGGACGUCAGGAGCCGUCCCUUGAGGGGGGGGUUCUGUCAUGGUUUUGGGUUGCUUGUGUUUUGUUUGGUUCUGUUUCAUGUGUUUCUGUCAUGGUUUUGUGUUUUG
Molecule: messenger RNA, 1630 nt
Organism: Myripristis murdjan (pinecone soldierfish)
Lineage: Eukaryota; Metazoa; Chordata; Actinopteri; Holocentriformes; Holocentridae
Product: SH3 domain-containing protein C23A1.17-like
Exons: 2
Coding region: 116-1513 (465 amino acids)
Source: RefSeq, a predicted model, not a curated record